AUUCCUACCCGUGUCGGUUUUAGUGCUGCUAAUCAAUAUUGCUGUAAAUAAAUAUUUUAGCAGUGAAAAUGUUUCUGUCUGAAGUUCGUGUUGUGAAACUGUGUAUUGUGUAGAGAGUGGACAAUUUAUUUAUACAUCAAGAGACAAUAACAAUGAAACAUUAGGUUGAUCAUGGUUUUGUGUUAAAACUUAGGAGCCAUUUACACAUGGCGAAAAGUCACGUACACUUUAUUGACGAAAAGUUCGUCGUACACAUUUAAUGGUGUAAAUAUUUAUAGUGAUUUUUAUUUGGAUUGAUCGUUAUUAGUUCGUUAAACAUGGACAGCAAGAAUAUCCAAAAAAAUGCCAUGCACAAAAGUGCAGAGUUUACUUUCACUCCGCCACCCGAAGCGCCUGUAUUUGAGCCUACACCCGAAGAAUUUCUAGAUCCUCUAGGAUAUAUAGCCAAGAUACGUCCAGUCGCAGAGAAAACGGGCAUAUGUAAAAUAAAACCUCCAGCGCGAUGGCAACCACCUUUUUCGUUAGACGUAGAUAAACUGAAAUUUGUUCCACGGAUACAAAAAGUCAAUGAAUUGGAAGCCAUAACACGUUUGAAAUUAUUGUUCCUCGAAAAGAUAUUAAAGUUCUGGGAUCUACAAGGAUCACCGCUCAAAAUUCCUAUGAUAGAAAAUAAAACCCUAGACUUAUAUUGUCUUAAAUUUUGGGUAGAUGAAGAGGGAGGCUUUGAAAAUUGUAACACUCCGAAAAAAUGGCGUAAGAUUGCGAAUGCGAUGGGUUAUAGUCAAAAUGCGAAUGCAAUGAAUUUUCUUAGAUCUAACUAUGAAAAGAUUCUACUUCCAUAUGAUAUAUUUGAAAAAAGCAAAGCUAACCUAUUGAAAACAGUUAAAAAGCUCGAAACAAAAAACGAUGUAAAAGAUGUUGACACAAGUAAACCAUUGUUCAAAGCAAUAUCAGUGGAGUCAAUAAUAAAGACUAGCAGUGAGGUUCAUACCACAGAAGAUGGACCAACUACAGCUUGUAAAAGACCAAAAACUGAAUCUGAUGAUACUGGAACUGAAACUGAAUGUACAAAAAGCAAAACAGAAUCUGAGGAAAUAAGACGUAACAGAGAAUUGAGAAGAUUAGCUUGUUAUGGUCCAGGCCCAAAAAUGCCUGGAUUGAAUGAUGAAGAAUUUGAUAUAACUAAAUCGAGAAAAAGACCUAGGUAUGAUAUGGAUCCAUUAGCUAUUUAUGUAUGUGCAAUUUGCCAAAAAGAUAAUAGGGAUGAUCUACUUUUGAUUUGUAAUGGUUGUUCUGAUACUUAUCAUACAUUCUGUCUUAAACCACCAUUAAAUGCAGUACCAGAUGGUGAUUGGCGCUGCCCUUGUUGCAUUGCUGAGGAAGUUCAUAAACCAGCAGAAGCAUUUGGAUUUGCUCAAGCUGAAAGAGAAUAUACUCUUCAACAAUUUGGAGAAAUGGCUGAUAAAUUUAAAUCAGACUAUUUUGGAAUGUCAGGUCACUUAGUACCUACAAGUGUAGCUGAAAAAGAAUUUUGGAGAAUAAUUUCUUCAGUUGAAGAAGAUGUGACAGUUGAGUAUGGUGCUGAUUUGCACUCUAUGGAUCAUGGUUCUGGGUUUCCUACAAAGUCUUCUUUAAAUCUCUAUCCUAGUGAUCAAGAAUAUGUUGAUUCUGGAUGGAAUUUGAACAAUCUACCUGUACUGGAAGGCUCUGUUUUAAAAUUUAUUAAUGCUGAUAUAUCUGGAAUGACUGUACCAUGGAUGUAUGUAGGUAUGUGUUUUUCUGCUUUUUGUUGGCAUAAUGAAGAUCAUUGGAGUUACUCAAUUAAUUACUUGCAUUGGGGUGAAGCAAAGACUUGGUAUGGUGUACCAGGUAGUGGAGCAGAGCUGCUUGAAAAUGCAAUGAAAGCAGCUGCACCUGAUCUUUUUAAAACGCAACCAGACUUACUACAUCAAUUAGUUACGAUUAUGAAUCCUAAUAUAUUAAUGGCAGCAGGGGUACCAAUUUACAGAACUGAUCAACAGGCUGGGGAAUUUGUUGUCACCUUCCCUAGGGCAUACCAUGCUGGUUUCAAUCAAGGAUACAAUUUUGCAGAAGCUGUAAAUUUUGCACCUCCUGAUUGGCUUAAAAUUGGUCGUGAAUGUAUUAUACAUUACAAAAAUUUAAAAAGGUUUUGUGUAUUUUCACAUGAUGAGCUUAUUUGUAAAAUGGCUUUGGAUGGUGAUCGUCUCGAUUUGGAAACAGCAUUAGAAACACAAAAGGAGUUAGUACGUGCAACUGAAGAGGAGGGUGCACUUCGAGCACUAAUUGCAAAGAAAGGUUUGAAGAAUGUAUGUCGUACGGCUUUUGAGUUACUUGGAGAUGAUGAACGUUUGUGUGAAGUGUGUAAAACAACAUGUUUCUUGUCCUCAGUCUCAUGUGCUGAAUGUAAAAACAUGGCAUGUUUGCAACAUGCAAAUACUUUUUGUCUUUGUGCUAUGGAGAAAAAGACUCUCAAUUAUCGUUAUGAUAUGGAUGAGUUGCAUAUUAUGUUACAAACAAUUGAUUUAAGAGUUAAUAGUUUUGAUAAAUGGAUGAGGGAUGCAAAGAACAUAUUACUCCCCACUGCGCCAGAUAUUGGUAGACUUCAAAAGUUAAAAGUUUUGGUAGAUGAAGCUGAUGAUCUUAAAAUACCAAACUGUACUUUAUUAACACAGUUGAAGAAUGAGUAUACCAAAGCCACAGAAAAUGUGGAACCAAUUGUAAUUGAACUAGAUGAUGAUUAAAAAACUUGGUAUAAACUUUGUAUUAGUACAAAAGAUUUACAUUUUUAAUAUUAGAUUAUAUCUUUAGAUUACACCUAGUCUUUAAGUUCCAGAAGGCAAUGUCUUGGUGGAAAAUCACUAUUUACUAUUCUUUUAUUUAUGUACCAUCACAAGUAGGCAUCAUACUAGUGGUAUAUUCUAAAUGUUUUGUGUAUCUGAUCUUAAAUUUAUACCUUUAAAUAAGGAUUGUAUUGUAUUCCACUUUAGGUAUGCAGUAUACUUGUAACACAAACAUUUUUUGUAUGUAAGUAAGUAAAUCUGAGAACAGUUGAGUUGCUAAAAAUAUGACAGUGUAAAUACUUGGUUUUGUGUAUAUUUAGAAAUGAUAGAGAAAUUUGAAUGUGUGUUUUUUAAUUAUUUUCUUAAGAAGUAUUUUUUUUUCAAUUAAGGUAUUAAUGUAAUAUCCCACCGUCACAUAAUAAACAUUAAGACUAAGGUAACUGUAUAAUUGUGUACUAAAUACUAUGAUAUACCUACACCUAAUACUUUUUAGUAAUUAGGUAUUGUAAUUUUGUUACCAGAUUGUAUUGAAAAUUAUGUACGUAAUUCUGUUUGCAUUAACAAUUUUAUCUGUCUUAAUAAAUAUAAUUUAGAAAUAAUAAAUGGGUAUAUUAGGGGAACAGAGGCAUUAGGAAAAGCUAGAAGUUUUUAUUUCUAAAUACUUCUUACAAAUUAUUUGAGAGUUGAGAAAAAUCUUUAAAGGUGACUAUUAUCACAAUAAAAUGAUAAUAGGAGUUACAAAAGCUUUAGAAAUGAAUCUAAAAAAUAAACUUAGUACUUAUUUUUUACUUUUUCCAUAAUACAAAGAUUUUCGAAAUCUUUUCAAUUCAAAAAGUUAUCCCUACAAUCUUUUACACACACUUCUAAGCAAUUAAGAUUUCAAAUCUAUGUUAACAUUAUAUCAAUCAAAAUGCUAAGUAUUUAAAUAGUAGAUACCUAUGAUAGGUAUUUAUUUAAUUAUAAAUGCUAAAUAUUUUCUGUAGCUAAUUAAUGCAUAAAAACAUCUUUAAUGUUUUGACAUUUGAUUACCGAGUAUUUAUUAAACACGUUUAAACCAUCUAUGGGCAACAAUUUAGGUCCAAUUUGGAUGGACCAUUCUCUUUUUAGACAAAGCCGACCAACUUGCCGCGUUAUGUGUGUUAUGGGUGACAAUUUUGCUAUUUCAUAUAUACUUUAAGGCUUGCCGAUUCCUAAUCCAAAGCAACGCUAGCGCUGCAGCUGAAUAUCACUAUAAAGUCAUUAGUUACAUUUUAUUAAUUAUAUGGAAGAUGACACACAGGAUUUUUCUGGUAGUGAUGAAAGAAAUUUUCCACCUCACUACUUUUGUUCAAAAGUACACUUUUGUACCUGAGUAAUUCCGUGUGUAUACUGUACUGGACAUUAUGUUGAUAAUUUAGCGAUUUUUAUGAGGAUAACAUUAAUGUGUAACGACCUACAAUAAAUAAGAUCUGCUACACAUUUUAUUUUUUAUGAUCUCAUUGACAGAAUAAUAUAUAUUUUGAAUAUAUCUAGUUCACUUUAUUUUGUGAUUAGACUUGAUGCUUACUGCAAUUUAGCUUUAUGGUUCUAAUAAUUUAAUCUAUGUAUCUAUUACGUAAACAAACUCCGCAUGCAUGAAUUAAUUUCAAUUUACAGUUAGGCCUAAGGAAUCUAUCUGUAUUGAAUGUUCGUAUUCAGUCAGAUUCCUUAGAUCUGUCUCAUCCGCAUGUUAUGGAUGUGAUCUAAGAAUUUAUGCUUUUAAAAAUGUAGUGACGAGUGUCGCUACAAGACGAUUGUUGUGAAAACAGGAUUUUUUAUAGCAUAGGGGACAUACUUAUUUGCGGCUCACCGCCGCCCAGAAGAACCCGCAACACCAUGGGAAUUGCAAUUGCGUUGUCGGUCUUUUAAGGAAGAAUACGCUCUUUUCUUCAAGGUUUCAAUAUCGUUCGGGAUUACUACUUUAUAUAGCACGUGACAUUAAACGCUGCACUUGCUUGAUUUAAAAUGAUGUUAUUUUCGACUGCAGUAGUUGCGUCAUGGUUGCAUACUGUUGAAUCAAACUGCAUAAUCUUACCUUAAUUUAUGGUGUUUAAGCAGAUAUUACAUUGACGUAAAAUUUUCAAAGGUGUAAAUGUAAGAUUGGUUGUUUUGUGUCUACUUUAGUUAAGAAUAUAGUGAUUAAGAUUGUCUACUCGACAUCACAUAAGAGCUAUGAUGUAUAAAAUUUAUAAUGUUUAAUUUACUUAGAAUUUAGCUAGUAUUGCUUAUUUAUUGUAAUUUACUUGAAAUUAUAAUGGCAGCAUCUUCCACCUCGAUAUAUUAUAAAACAUAGGAAUAUUUUUUUUUAUACUUCAAUAAUUUAAUGUUAUGUUACUAUUUGACUGAUAUAUUACUUUUAAGAAUAA
This is a messenger RNA of Achroia grisella, 5185 nucleotides long. RefSeq names its product lysine-specific demethylase 5-like. The record is from RefSeq and is a predicted model, not a curated record. Gene Ontology annotation, molecular function: histone demethylase activity; DNA binding. Gene Ontology annotation, biological process: chromatin remodeling. Gene Ontology annotation, cellular component: nucleus. Bases 318 to 2762 code for a protein of 814 amino acids. Lineage: Eukaryota; Metazoa; Arthropoda; Insecta; Lepidoptera; Pyralidae. The transcript has a single exon.